This is a messenger RNA of Scomber japonicus (chub mackerel), 2471 nucleotides long. RefSeq names its product double PHD fingers 3 (gene dpf3). Gene Ontology annotation, cellular component: nBAF complex. The record is from RefSeq and is a predicted model, not a curated record. Gene Ontology annotation, biological process: nervous system development. Bases 1 to 1176 code for a protein of 391 amino acids. The transcript has 12 exons. Lineage: Eukaryota; Metazoa; Chordata; Actinopteri; Scombriformes; Scombridae.
AUGGCGACUGUCAUUCAUAAUCCUCUAAAAUCGCUUGGUGACCAGUUCUAUAGGGAGGCCAUCGAGCACUGUCGCAGCUACAAUGCCCGUCUGUGUGCUGAGCGCAGUGUGCGCAUGCCCUUCCUGGACUCACAAACUGGUGUAGCACAGAACAACUGCUACAUCUGGAUGGAAAAGCGACACCGCCAGCCAGGCCAGGCGUCAGGACAGAUGUAUACCUACCCUGCUCGUUGCUGGAGAAAAAAGAGGCGACUCCACCCUCCCCUCGAUCCACAGCUCCGCCUGUGUGAGCUUCGAUUAGAAGCAGAGUUGGCCCCGAAGCGUGAGGUACCCCCAGGGGAGGCCACAGCUUUAGAGGCCCUCCUGAGGGGGGAAAACGUACUGGAGAAAAAAAACAACAUCAAUAAAGAAGAAGAGACCUUGCUGGAAAUACAGAGAGUUCUGGAGGCAGAUGAAAACGGAGAUGGUUUCCAUGAUGACGAAGACUUCGAACUGGAAACUCCCAAGAGAAAGAACAGAAACAGAGGCAAAAACCGAGGAUCCAGUCGGAGGAGAACAGAACCUGUUAAUGCUGAUGACCAGGACAAACCUUACGUCUGUGACAAUAGAUACAAACAAAAGCAUAACUCAAAAAAGGCUGAAGAAGUCUGUGGAAAACGCUACAAGAACCGACCUGGCCUGAGCUACCACUACACCCACACUCACCUCGCAGAAGAGGAGGGAGAGGAAGAAAAGGAAGCAGAGAUGACCCCGUCUCCUCCACACAGCUCCGAUAACCACAAACCUCAGAAGGGUCCAGAUGGUGUCAUCAUUCCCAACGACUACUGUGAUUUCUGCCUCGGAGACCAGGGCUCCAACAGGAAAACAGGGCAGGCUGAGGAGCUGGUGUCCUGCUCUGACUGUGGACGUUCUGGUCACCCCACAUGCCUGCAGUUCACUGAUAACAUGAUGCAGGCAGUGAGGACAUACCAGUGGCAGUGCAUCGAGUGCAAGUCUUGCAGCAUCUGUGGCACUUCAGAGAACGAUGACCAGCUGCUGUUCUGUGAUGACUGUGACAGAGGAUACCACAUGUACUGCCUGAAGCCUCCGAUGACCCAGCCUCCUGAAGGGAGCUGGAGCUGUCACUUGUGUCUGGACCUGUUAAAGGACAAAGCCUCGGCUUAUGGAGAAGUGUAACGCCCUGAACAUUCCUCUCAGCACACACAGUAUAUAUAUUUGUACAUAUACAUAUGACUGUUUGACAUGCUCACACACAUCAACCUUUCUCUCAGAUAGAAUCCAACACACACAGGAACAAACACUCUCUCUCUCUCUCUCUCUCUCUCUCUCUCUCUCUCUCUCUCUCUCUCUCUCUCUCUCUCUCUGUCUCACACACACAUACACACACAGUUCAGUGCAUUAGCAGGCUCAGGGCAGUUUCCUGUGUGAGGCGAACAGAUCCUCUACCUCUCAUAUAGCCAAGCAACACUCCAGAUGCAAAUGCCAUCAACAUGCAAUCUCGACCGUAAGUCAGCUAACAGCAGGUCUGCCGCUCAGUCAUUUCUCUACCUCACCACUCGCAAACGGCAAGAAGCCAAAGCAAGAUUGAUGAUGGCCAAUACUGUGUAGUACAUGUACAGUAUGUGUAUGUGAAGCACAUGUUCAUUUAAACCAAACAUCUGAAAUCCCUGGAUGGCGGCAGAUGUUUUUCCCUCUGAUUUAAAUGCAUUUGAGUACAAUUUGGAAGAUGUUUCUCCCAGAGUAUUUUCCAAAGCUCUGCAGUUCAAGCUCAAUAGUGGGGGAACCUGAGUAAUGUUUGUUUAAAAUUCUCCUUCCAGCUCUUCUCCUCUCCUUGUGUUUAGACUUUACAGUGACAUUCCUAUUUUAUAUCUGGACAGGCUCAGUGUUAUGUUAUGCCAUCUUUCACAGGUUUUGUCAAGCUUGGUAAAAUUUAUAUCCAGCGCUAAGAGGAAACGGGGCCUUGACUAUCAUUCCUUUUGGACCGCUGUGACAUUUUUAAUCUGCGUCUGUUUUCUGUAUCCUUGCAGUUGCUAGGAUACCAUGGUGCUCAAAUGUGACAAUUUAUAAACAAGAAUCCUUUACACAGAAUGAAACACGGUAUUUAUGCAUUGUUGGUAACAGUCCAGUGUUACUGUCAAGGAGAUCAUUGUUACUGUAAAUCAGUGGUUCCCAAACUUUUCCUGUCAUGCCCCCUCCCCCCCUUUGGAUGCCUUUCCACCCCACCCAAACACAUUAACAGAUCGUUUUAAACAAGAACUCUGCACAAGGGUCUUAAAUAUGUAUACGAUGGCUACGUACAUGAUAUAGCUAAAGCUAAAGCAUUAAGGCUAAAGCUGUUACAAGUCACUAGUGCAGUGAGGUAGAAGUUUUAAACUAAAGGAAGUAGACAAGGGUAUAAGAAAUGCUACUAAUAAUAAGAAAGUAGUGCAGAAACGAUCAAAGUUCUAAAAGAAGUUGAAGGGGCUCAUGUG